This is a messenger RNA of Phlebotomus argentipes, 3090 nucleotides long. It is a transcript of the gene Pex6, whose product is annotated as peroxisomal ATPase PEX6. Lineage: Eukaryota; Metazoa; Arthropoda; Insecta; Diptera; Psychodidae. Gene Ontology annotation, cellular component: peroxisomal membrane; cytosol. The transcript is spliced from 5 exons. Gene Ontology annotation, biological process: protein import into peroxisome matrix. The coding region runs from base 246 to 2861 and encodes 871 amino acids. Gene Ontology annotation, molecular function: ATP hydrolysis activity; ATP binding. The record is from RefSeq and is a predicted model, not a curated record.
UCACAGUGCGGGUGUUGUUCUGCCAAAUUGCUCGGUGGAAAUUCAAUAGAGACAUUCUAACCUCAAAAGCAGGAAGUUUGGGUGAUUUAUUGCAUUUUCCGCCACAAAAGACGGACAUUCUCAUUGAACUAGGCCUAGAAAGUGCCUAAAAAUACGUGAAGAUUCAAUGGAAGGCGUCUGAGUGGGAAUUUGGACGCUCGCCAAUCACCCAAAUUCCUUCAAUACACUCUGCGUGUCAGCGCUAAAUGGACUCCCGGAAAGGAACAUCUGCGAAGAUGACGGGCAAGAAGCAGUGUGUGGAUGUGCGGAGUUUGGCGAAGAUGACAAUUUAUGUGUGUGGAAUUGUCUUCCCAAAAUAUCCCUCGCACACAUUUCCACUGUUUCUGCUGGCGGAAGCUGUGGGACGAUUUAAAAGCCUCCGAACACGACUUCCAUUCAAGAAGCGCUACAGACUCUGUCCACUGCCAAACAGGCUGAGCGAUGCACUGCAGAAAGACAACAUUAUCAAGUCGGAUCACACAAUUUUCGUAGGCAGCAGCAUCUUUGGGGCCUUUGUGCCGCAUCCGGAGGUGCCCUGGGUGAAUCUCACAGUCCUGAUGGAGAGCCGGCGGAAGAUGGCUGCUGAGGGCCAGCAGAAUGGCAUUGUGGGAAAGAUCCUGAACAGACAGAACAGCUCAAUGCUGGUGCCGAUUGUCGAAUUGGCCAAUUGCCAAGCGGGUGUAAUCUUCGUCCCAGAGUCCACUUACAGCAACCACUUGACAAAGUACAAACUGCCACAGGAUCACGCCUUCUCUGUAGCCCUGGGCGAAUUCCAGGUGAAUCACAAUGUGCCUCAAAUUGCCACAAAAGCCACGAUAGCACUGAUAAAUGUGCCCUUUGACAUGCCCAAUGAGCUCGUGGACACAAUCCUUGGCUGCUACUUCGAACAGCCGCGCUUCAUCUAUCGCAACAACACCUAUGAGAUUCCCUUGGAGGAGGAACUGUUGCGCUCCUCCUGCUUCUCUCGCCAUCAUCACACAUUCAGCAGACUGAAGAAGCUGCCGUUUCGCUGCGUGAGUCUCGAGUCGAAGAACAACAGCUAUGAAAAUCAUGCGAUUGUCGUGAAGAACUGCACGAGCUUGCAGCAGAUCUCCAGUGUGAACAUGCUCGUGCCGCGGCAGAGCCUGCACGAGAUGGCCUUCGCCAAUGUCUGUCCGGACGGACUGAGGAGGUACUUUGACGCCCUGCGGGCGUCUUUUGAGCCCUUCUUGAGCGAGAAGAGGGCUUCUUUGCUCGCUUCGCGCAACAUUCAUCCAACAUUUCUCCUGCACGGCGAUCGUGGAUCCGGAAAGAACACAGUGAUCACGGCUUUGGCAAGCUUCCUGGGCAUUCAUCUGUACGCUGUGGACUGCGCUGAGAUUGUGUGUAGCAUUUCUGCCCAGACGGAGACAAAACUGCGUCUUGUGCUGGCACACAGCAACAUUUGCCAUCCACUCAUUAUUUGUCUGCAGAACUUUGAGGUGUUCGGCGUUGAUAACGAGGGCAACGACGAUCAGCGCCUGAUUGGUGCCCUCCAAUCGGAACUGAUGGAAUUAUUUGGCAAAUCGGACAUUCAGCCACUCUUCGUGAUAGCCAGCAGCAAUCGACGCGAUAUAAAGUCUGCUGUUCGACGUCUAUUUCUGGAGGCCAUCGAAAUGGAGCCACCGGGUGUGGAGGAGCGAUACCAGAUCCUCAGGUGGCUGCACACAGUUCACAGCACCUGGGACUAUGUCUCCAAUGCCAAGGACACGCGGAGUGUCCAGGUGUUCAAUACGCGCAUCGGAGCACUCCACAGAGAGACUGAUGAGACUCUGAGGAGUGUUGCUGAUGAGACAGUUGGCUUCUUGCACGGCGACUUGAAGACAUUGUAUGUGAAUGCGAAAAAGAGCGGCAGAGAUGCUCAUCAUCUGACGCUGCAGCACUUUUCGCAGCAUCUCAGCGCUAUGCAGGAGCAAUUCUCGGACAGCAUGGGCGCUCCGAAGGUGCCCAAAGUGCUGUGGAGUGACAUUGGUGGGCUGGCGAGAAUCAAGGAUGAGAUUCAGAACAGCAUUGGUCUGCCGCUGCGCCAUGUUCACCUCAUGGGCGGCAAUCUGAGGCGCUCCGGCAUUCUGCUGUACGGCCCACCGGGCACGGGCAAGACGCUGGUGGCCAAGGCUGUGGCCACGGAGUGUCGGCUGAAUUUCCUGGCUGUGCAGGGACCGGAAUUGCUGAACAUGUACGUGGGCCAGAGUGAACAGAAUGUGCGCGAAGUGUUCACACGAGCGCGAUCUGCAGCCCCUUGUGUCCUGUUCCUGGACGAGCUGGACUCCCUGGCGCCAAAUCGUGGCGUUGCCGGUGACUCAGGCGGCGUGAUGGAUCGCGUGGUGAGCCAACUGCUGGCAGAGAUGGACGGCAUGGGUGGUGAGUCACAGCAGAUCUUCAUUUUGGCCGCGACAAAUCGUCCAGACCUCAUUGAUCCGGCUCUCCUGCGGCCGGGACGCUUCGAUAAGCUCUUCUUCGUUGGGCCGUGUAUCACGACGGAUGACAAAUUGGCCGUGCUGCAGGCGCAGACGAAGAAAUUCGUGCUGGACAAGGCGGUGAAGCUGAAGAAGAUCGCCGAGAUGCUGAAGAGCGAGAUGACAGGAGCUGAUAUCUACUCGAUCUGCUCAAAUGCUUGGCUAAAUGCCGUGCGCAGGACUGUGGCGAUGGCGACAGACGGAAAGUCCCAGUUAAAUGAAUUGACUGGGAAGUCCGUGAUCGUUUGCAUGGAGGACUUCAAGAUUGCCGUUGGUAAAUUCGUGCCGUCAAUCAGUCGAUCGGACUUGGAUUAUUUCAGCAAUUUGAGGGAGAAUUUCGGAUCGUAGACUUAAGGUAAAGUUGUUAUACACUUUUUUCUUGUUAUAUUGGCAAAUUAAAAGAAAACGCGGCUGAGGGUUUGCAGAUGAUCUCUAUAUUUGUCACCCCGGAGGUCAAAUUGCCACUGCGUCGCCCCUGGUUUUCCCAUAGGUUUGCAUAUAUUUUAUCAGGCGAGUGCAAAUUGAGCAACUAUUGACGCUCACAUUGCACACUGAUAAUGAUCAUGUGUCAAGGAAA